Molecule: messenger RNA, 2578 nt
Organism: Ficedula albicollis (Collared flycatcher)
Lineage: Eukaryota; Metazoa; Chordata; Aves; Passeriformes; Muscicapidae
Product: leucine-rich repeat-containing protein 14-like
Exons: 4
Coding region: 207-1685 (492 amino acids)
Cellular component (GO): cytoplasm
Molecular function (GO): protein binding
Source: RefSeq, a predicted model, not a curated record
CCUGGGUGGGAUGCGGGUACUCCGGGUCACCCUUUUAGAGAGCUGCGCUGGGGGUACCCUCACAAAGCCGCCCUCAUCGUGUCCCACACCUUCCCUAUUAUUCGGGAUAUAUUUGGAUUUGGGUAUUCCCUGGAAUUGUCCCCCAGUUUUUCCUCAUCCUGGGGGUCCCCUCAAUUUCACCUAAUUCCCAGAACCCCCCAGAAUCCAUGGAUUCCCUCCUUUUCCUCUGCGCCCGCCGUGUCGCCGCCCAGCGCCCUCUUCCCGCCCUUCCUGCCGAUCUCUAUCACGUCCUUUUCCAAGCGGCAUUCCUGGAUGGAAGACCCCUGGUCCUGCACGAUUUGGUGGCCACUUGGCCUUUCCCGGUGCUGAAUAUGCAGCGGCUCGUGGGGCACCGGGAGCUGCUCCGGGAUCAUCCCUCCCAGGACUGUGUCGAGGCCGUCAUCCAGGCCGUGGUGGCGCAGCUCCGGCGGGAGCUGGAAGAGCCCGGGUGCGAUUUCAGCUUGCGUGUCCUGGACAUGACCGGACUCUCAGAUUCCGUGGCCGGCCGCACUACCACCGGCUUGAGCGUCUGGUGCAGCACCAAGGCUUUGGCCAAGGCUUGUGUGGAGGUGUCCAAGCACCAGCGGGAGUUCCAAAGGUGCAGAUCUAAGCGGCGCAAAGGUCCCUCCAGAGCCGCUGUGGCCACAGCCACUCCGCAGUCCCCGGGUGUGGAUGUCCAUGCCCACCUGUUUGUCGACAGGAGGUCCUACAGGAUCCUGCGCGAUGCGCUCCAGACCGGGGCCGCCAGCUCGCUGCACCUUAAGUGCCGUGAAUUCAAAGCGGUAGACAUUUCAGCCUCCGAGAUCGUGACUUUGUUGGAAUCUCUGGAUCCGUCCUGUCUGCGAAGGGUGGAACUGUGCUUCAACAAUUUGGGACUGACCGGGCUGUCGGUGAUCCUUCCUCACCUCUCGCGCUUCCCGGAGCUGCGCAGCCUCAAGGUCCGGUACAGCAACGUGGACGUGCGGCACCUGAUGCCAAAAUCGGCCAUGAGAAUCCGUUCUGUGGCCAGGCAGCUGGGAAUGCUGCCCAGCCUGCGGGAGCUCAACCUGGGAUCUUCACAGCUCUCCGGGAAUCUGCGCCAGAUCCUCUGUGAUAUCCAGGCUCCGUUGGAAAGCUUGGAAUUGGCCUUCUGCUCCCUCGUUCCCGCCGACCUCACCUUCCUCUCCCAAAGCAUCCACGCUCCGGCCCUCAAAAUGUUGGAUCUGAGCUUCAACAACAUCCUCCGAGGCCUCCUGGAGCCGCUCCAGCUGCUCCUGGAGGAAACCUCGGCCUCGCUGCUGUACCUGGAUCUCAGUCAUUGCCAUGUGGCCGACUCCCACCUGGCCGCGCUGCUCCCGACGCUCCUGCGCUGCUCCCGCCUGCGCUUCCUGGGACUCUACGGCAAUUCCCUGUCCACGGCCGCGAUCAAGGAUCUGCUCCAGAAAACCUUGGAGCUGCCGGAUCUCCACCUGGUCGUGUAUCCCGUCCCCGAGGAUUGCUACAAGCCGGACCAGCAGGAAUCCGGUUGGGAUUUUGUAGUGGAUAAGGAGCUUUUGGCAGCAACCACAGUGGAGAUUUCCCAAAUCUUGGAGAAUUCUGGGAGAACCGACAUCGUCUGGACUUACAAUCCCUGCGUUCAUGGAGUCCUGGACUAUUUCUCCUUGUGAUUUGAGAAAACCUUGGAGGCAGGAAAAGCUCAGAGCUUCAAUUGUGGAAGAGUGCUACCACCCCCCUCCUGAAAUCCAGACCUUUUACCACCAGAUCCUUCAAUUUUCCUUCAAUUUUCCUUCAAUUUUCCUUCAAUUUUCAUGCUUUUCUGCCUGGUUUAAUUUGUUUUCCGCCUCAUCCAAAUGUUUUUCUGCCCCAUCCUGAGAUUUUUUUUUUAUGGUUUUGUAACUUUUCUGCCAUGUUUUGAGGUUUUACAUACUCAUCCCAAUAAUUUCCCCUCAUAAUGAUAUUUUUCCCCUCAUCCCAGUAUUUUCCUGCCUCAUGCUGAUAUUUUUCCAUCCCAUUUCAUGAAUUUUUUUGCCAAUCUGAUGUUUUUUCCAUCAGGAUUGGCUUUGUACGGCCAAAUUCCAGGAGGCUCUGGGACUGGAUUCCACGGGAAGCUGCCAGGAGCUUCUCCCGUGUCUGACAUUCCCGUCGGGAACUACGACAAUGUCUCUGGAAUAGGAAUGAAGUUGGAAGAAACCAAUCAUAGCACAGCUGGAAUUCUGGAGCAGCAAUCUGGGAAAGGAACAACUCCAGAGAUGAUUCCGAGGUGCUGGAGUGGAAAUUCCCAAAAUUCCGUGGAGCAUCCAAAGGGAAGCUCAUCCUGGAGCUGCAUCUUGGGAGGGACCUGCGGAUCCAUGGAAAAAGGAGCAGAUUCCUGGCAGGAAUCCUAUGGAGGAAAAAACCUUUGCAGCAGGAUAUUCCCAAAGUAUUGACCCCUUGGAAAGGACCAUGUGGAAUUGUCUUCGGUGGGAAAGACACAUUGGAGAAAUCCAUGGAAAACUCUUGCUGGGGGAUGGAUUUGCAUUAGAAAAUGCAUCAAAAACUGACCUUGGGAUGGAUUCACAGA